AUGACCGCCACCUACCCUCCACUAAACAAGUGCACUGUACACGACGACAUUGUCAUUCGUGUUGCAACCAUUACUGGACACAGUCAACCAAAAACUAUGUCUGGAAGUGCGAAUUUCGAGCUCGAUUUGCGCGAAUUCGUCACUUUGAACAUAAAGUGUAUACAUUUCUUCGGCUACUUCUCCCCCGAGUUUGCCGAAAACUCAAAAAAGCGCAUCCUGUUCCGAAUUUACGCUACAGUUUUUGUGGGAUUUGCCUUCGUUUUGUCCCUUUUGAGUCAAAUCGCCAACAUGAUCGACGCUUUCGGCGACAUGGAAAAAAUGACUGAAGCCUCUUUCCUUCUUUUCACUAAUAUAGUGCAGUGUCUGAAAUUGUACUGUUUCAUGAAAUAUGGGGCAAGAGUAUGGAGGUUGGUGCACAGCCUGAACCGAAAAAUUUUUAAACCCAGGAACGCAACCCAGUACGAUGUGUUGAAACGUGACAUCGGGAGGUCCAAAAUUAUUACGAAAUUAUUUCUGCUGGCUUGUACUAUUACGUAUGCUUCGUGGUGUGUGUCGCCGUUUUUGGACAAAAAAGGGGAAAAUGGAGUACGGUUGCCCUUAAGUGGGUGGUACCCUUUUAGUACGAAAGAAACACCGGCUUUUGAGCUUGCUUACGCUUAUCAAAUUUUUACCACUUGGGUGGGUGGGCUGGGAGAUAUCAGCAUGGACACGUUUAUGUCGGGUGCCAUUAUGGUAAUUUCGGCGGAACUGAGUGUGCUCAAUAAUGCUCUGGAAACGUUGAAGCAGAGAUUUGUGGACGAUCCGCAAAAAAUUAGAGAGGAAGAAAAGUUGGUUAAUAAAGAGCUGGUUCGAUGUGUUAUUCACUACAAAAACAUCAUUGGAUUUGCCAAUGAGGUGACUUACCUUUUCACCGACUGCAUUACGGCUCAGUUUUUGGUGGGGGUAAUUAUAGUGUGUAUGUCAAUGUUUCAGAUGAGUCUAGUCCCCGUUAUGAGUUUUCGGUUUUUUGCGAUGAUGCUGUAUCAAAUUUGUGUCUUAAUGGAAAUGUUCCUUUGGUGCUAUUAUGGAAAUGAAGUUAUUUUGAAGAGCGAUUUGCUAACUCAGUCGGCUUACAUGUGUGAAUGGGUUGACAAUUCCAAAGAGUUUAAGCAAAAUUUGUUGUACUUUAUGACACGUACGCAAUUUAAUCUUCAACUGUAUGCUUCUGGAUAUUUUGCCUUGUCUCUUCAAACCUUCAAAGCGAUUAUUAAAUCGUCUUGGUCAUAUUUUGCAGUUCUAAAUCAAGUGCACGAUCAAAAGAUGGCUUAA
Molecule: messenger RNA, 1308 nt
Organism: Zophobas morio
Lineage: Eukaryota; Metazoa; Arthropoda; Insecta; Coleoptera; Tenebrionidae
Product: odorant receptor Or1-like
Exons: 6
Coding region: 1-1308 (435 amino acids)
Biological process (GO): sensory perception of smell; detection of chemical stimulus involved in sensory perception of smell
Cellular component (GO): plasma membrane
Molecular function (GO): odorant binding; olfactory receptor activity
Source: RefSeq, a predicted model, not a curated record